ACAAAUACAGAAUUUUGUGACGCUCGCUUGGGUCGUAUUUGUGUCUUACGAAUAAAAUAAUAUGAAUUUGUUUUGAAAAUGGAUGAUCAAAAAUAUUGCAGAGUAUGUCUUGUGACUGAUGUUAAGAUGUUUAAUUUGGAAACUACAACGAGUACGUCAAUCGGUGUAGUUUACUCUCACUUGGCUCAAAUUCCGAUAUUUGACGGCAACCAAUAUGUGUGUUUUGAGUGUGCAAGCCUUCUACACAAGUUUCAAGAGUUCAAAUCGAAAUGUCUCAGAGCAAACAAUAUACUGUCUAGAUUUGAAGUUGGUUCAACACAGGCAACAAAAUCAUCUAUUAAAAAUGUAGAUAGAAAAAUAAAUAAAUUGGAAUCUACUUUAAAAAUUUCCUGUGUGGAGAUGUGUGUAUGUACCUCCUAUGAAGAUCCUGCAAAUUACAUAGAAAUCGAAAUAAAUAAAGUUGAAGAAAAUGAAGUCAAACCUUCAGAUAUUUGUGUUAAAAUUGAAGAGGAUAAUAAAACUGAAAUAGAUAAAAUACCAGACUUUGAUGGAGGUCACAAUGAUACAGACGAUGAUUAUAAUUUAUCUUCAGAAGAAACGACUUCGGUCAACAUUGUAUCUAGCAAUCCUCCAAAACGAAAAAGAAAAGUAAACACACAAACAAAAACUAGCAAAAAAAGAAAAAUCAAAAGUGAAAACGAUCUUGAUGAUGAUAAACCUCUUUCUAAAUCUGUCACUAAGAAGGUUGCAUCUGCCAAACCAACAAAAAAGGUUGCUGCUUCAAAGCCUAUUAAAAAGGUUGCAGCUGCAAAGCCAGUUAAAAAGGUUGCAUCAACAUCUCCAAAACGUGUUAAAAAGGUUGGAUCAUCGAAGUCUACAGAAAAAGAUGAAACAGAAAAGGCUAGUAAAAAAAAGGAUGGAGUUGAUAUAGCAUUCUUUGAUAACUAUGCCACAGUUGAGUUUCUCACACAUGAAGAUGCCAGAAAAGAGGUGCUACUAAGAAGAGAGUCUACUAACUACAAAGUGUCUCCAUUUAAAUGUGAUUUGUGUUAUAGAGGAUUUGAAGCUAAAAGUGCAUUUGAGAAUCAUAUGAAAAGACAUAAAACAGAAUUUGGUGAUCAUGAAUGUGAGGUCUGUCACCUGAGGUUUCCGACACAGGUGAAACUAUGUAAACACCGGCUUUCAUGUCAUAAGAGAAAGUUUAGCUGUAAAUUGUGUUCUUAUGUAUGUUAUUGCAUAUAUCAAGCAAAAACUCAUGUUAGUUUACACAAAGGAACGAAAUAUCCAUGUAAACACUGUGGUGAAUUAUUCAGUAUGCCAAACAGUCUACUAAUGCACAUGCGUAUGAAGCACUUGAAGGAGUCGGUACGCGAGAGUGUCUGUGAGAUGUGUGGCAGCACGUUCAGAACACCACACGGGUUGUACCUGCAUAACAUGAAGGUGCAUAGACAGGAAAAGAAUGAGAAGCUUGGCCCCAAAUGUGACGACUGUGGCGUGCACUUUGCAUCGGAACUGGCUUGGAAGCGACACUUAGUGAUUGCAACCAAACAUAAAGUCAGUAACGGCUGCAAAUUCUGUGGAGAAACUUUUGCAAACGAAGACGACUUGAAGACUCACCUGAAAGUGCAUUCACGAAAGCAAAUCAAUAGAAAUCUAACGAAGUUGCCUGGCCCUUGUGCUAUAUGUCACAAAUGGGUAGAGAAUCGCGCGGAGUACAAAGCGCACAUGACGUCAGAACACCCGCAGUGCGACGAGGCGAAGAAGUUCCACCAAGAAGAUCAGACGCCUUUCGUCUGUGAAGUCUGCGGGAAGAUGUUCAAGAAACAAUGCUUCCUCACGUACCACCAGCGCAAGCACACGGGCGAGCGUCCAUACAAGUGUCCUGUGUGCGACAAGGCGUUCCAGCUGGCCGGCGCCCUCACCAUCCACCGCGCCGUGCACGAGCGCACGCGCACGCACAAGUGCCACGUGUGCGAGAGAGUCUUCACCUUCCGCACUACGCUCAACAAGCACAUGAAGAUACACCUCGGCAUCAGACCUCACAAAUGCACUCUCUGCGAAAAAGGCUUCAUUCACUUGUGCGACUUGAAACUGCAUAUAAAAUACGUGCACGACAAGGUGCCCUGGCCUAAGAAGAAAAACAAGAGGAAUGUUGAUGAUACAGCUUAUUUAGACUAUAAUUGAUCUUCUUCAAGUAUCAAGAUUAUUUGCUCCUGAAUCUUUUUUCGCCUCUACAUUUGUAGGGUGACCUGAUAAAUGCAAUAGAAUGGAAUGUUAGCUUAAUGUGUACUGGUUACACGCUUUGAAUCGGUAUUAUUGUCUGUAUAAAGCUUUGGAAUUUUGUAAUGUAAUCGUGAUGAAUGAAAUGUGUAUUAUAGAAUCGUGUAAGUAAUAAAUAAUGGAUAUUA
Helicoverpa zea (corn earworm) is the source of this 2408-nucleotide messenger RNA. Its product is annotated as zinc finger protein 14-like. Gene Ontology annotation, biological process: regulation of transcription by RNA polymerase II. Gene Ontology annotation, cellular component: nucleus. NCBI's taxonomy places the organism in Eukaryota, Metazoa, Arthropoda, Insecta, Lepidoptera, Noctuidae. The record is from RefSeq and is a predicted model, not a curated record. The coding region runs from base 79 to 2184 and encodes 701 amino acids. The transcript has 11 exons. Gene Ontology annotation, molecular function: RNA polymerase II cis-regulatory region sequence-specific DNA binding; zinc ion binding; DNA-binding transcription factor activity.